AUGGGUGAUUCUGUAGUAACAAUUCGGACGAAUAAAGUGAUGACUAAUCGCUUGUUGGCAAGACGGCAAAUGGUGGUCGAAAUCCUUCAUCCUAAUCGAGCAUCAGUUCCUAAAGUCGAGGUUCGUGAAAAGUUGGCUCAGAUGUACAAGACCACUCCUGAUUUGGUUUUUACCUAUGGUUUCCAGUGUCACUUUGGUGGUGGAAGGAGUACUGGUUUUGCUCUAAUCUAUGAUACAGCAGAUUUCGCCAAAAAAUUCGAACCAAAAUAUCGCUUGCUGAGACAAACGGGCACGAAGGCUGAGAAAUCAGGUCGUAAACAGCGCAAGGAGCGUAAGAAUAGGCAGAAGAAAGUACGUGGAACAAAGAAGACUAAAGUUGCUGCAGGGAAGAAGUAA
This is a messenger RNA of Brugia malayi, 396 nucleotides long. RefSeq names its product 40S ribosomal protein S24, putative (gene Bma-rps-24). The record is from RefSeq and is a predicted model, not a curated record. Gene Ontology annotation, cellular component: ribosome. NCBI's taxonomy places the organism in Eukaryota, Metazoa, Nematoda, Chromadorea, Rhabditida, Onchocercidae. The coding region runs from base 1 to 396 and encodes 131 amino acids. Gene Ontology annotation, biological process: translation. Gene Ontology annotation, molecular function: structural constituent of ribosome. The transcript has 4 exons.